Paramormyrops kingsleyae is the source of this 6748-nucleotide messenger RNA. It is a transcript of the gene tlr9, whose product is annotated as toll-like receptor 9. Gene Ontology annotation, molecular function: protein binding; pattern recognition receptor activity. The record is from RefSeq and is a predicted model, not a curated record. Gene Ontology annotation, biological process: toll-like receptor signaling pathway; positive regulation of interleukin-6 production; canonical NF-kappaB signal transduction. Lineage: Eukaryota; Metazoa; Chordata; Actinopteri; Osteoglossiformes; Mormyridae. Gene Ontology annotation, cellular component: plasma membrane.
AUUAACAGAAUUAUUUAGCUUAUCAUUAUCUAGGCAAUUUUCCCUUUUGGAUGGGGCCCAUAGAAGGUGGGGCCAGUGCAGCAGUUGCACUCUGCUAAAAAUGGCUCUGUCUCCAUCCAUCAUGGAUGGAGAUAUGUGUUGGGGUCUGGCCAGGUGCAGCACGAGACAAAGUGGUCACCUUUCCUCUCAGUAACAUCCUUACCCAUACGAAGUUGGACAAUUACCAAACACACCUGCAUCAUACCAAUCCCGCGUAUCUUCUGUAUCUCUUCGUCAUCCUCAGAGAACGUGUUCACUGAGUGAAACAUUCAAGUGGCACAGACCCCUGUGACUGGGCAAUAAUUUUCUCUAGCCAAAGUUUUCACAUUAAUUUUGUCUAGUGUUCUAUUCCUAAAUCUCGAACAUAAAAAUUAAUUUCUUUGAUUCUGGUUUUUCUAUCCAGUCUUAUUAAAAGGAGCAACACAAAUCCAUUGGCAGUUUAACACCUUUGUACCUCACAGUAAUGCAGUCACCCUAUGAAGCAGUUCUAGGGGUAAUGUGGCUGCCAGUGUGAUCAGACCAUUUCCUUUAACAGAAAUGAGAAGAGAUUACGUCUUAAUAUUGCACAAUGGUUGCUGAAGACAUCCUGCAGUUGUUAGAUGUAAUGCUCAGGAACUUAAGGCUGCACAGAGCUGUGCAGCUGUAGAAUAUACACAUAAAACCUGAGUAUUAAUAAGUAACUAGUUCAAUAAAAACAAAUGAAGUUCACAAACUAGCUUCCAGUACUUGUAUUCCUUUGCAAUGUGAAGUGGCAUUCGAAACCCAUGUGGUGUCCUAGACGAGCAUCACCGCUGGCGCCAAGCUGCAGUGAAAUCAGUGAGAUGGAUUGGGGGGAAAAAACAGAGUAAAAGAUGUCGACUGGUUUGGUGCCGGUUGCUAAAUCGGUACCCCGUCUGAGGACACCACCCCAGGCUACAUGAAUAUCGGAUAUGUGAAUGAAUUCAAAUGCAUGAGCAGAAUUUAUAAAUUUACUGCGAAUGCUCAUAGGGUAAUUACAAGAUGGCUGUUACUUGACUAGGCUUGACUCCCACCAUAUAGGAAAGGGUGUGAUGAACUUCAUCUUCACUUCCUGUUAUUGUCAAGUUUCACUUCUUCCAAAUAUCAUGUUUCACUUCUUUUAGUUAGGUCAGUUUCACAUAUUUGUUCACAUUGUUCCACCUGCAAGAUUCAUUGAUUCAUGUGUUUUAUGUUUAUUUUGAAAAGUUAAUGUAUAAACUUCCAUUGUAAAUACAACUAGGUUGUGACAUCUUCAUCUUUGACAUUGAAAAUGGUCAUCUCAUGGAAGAAUCUUUUUCUGCUCUACCUUUGCAACUGGCUUACAGCAGUCAGGAGCAGAAAUCCAUUUUUUUUUCCUUGUGAAAAUGAUACCCUUUCAACAAUCCUUGAUUGUCAAAAGAGGGGCCUAACGAAUGUUCCCACAAUUAAAUCUGUCUCUGUGCUCUCCAUAAACCUGGAAGGAAAUAAAAUCCAGACAGUGAAGAGCAAUGCACUUGCUGGAGUUCCGAAUCUUCAGAAUUUUAGCAUCAUGUGGAAUUGCCCUCCAGGUAAGCUGAAGGGUCCAGGAACUCGUUCCUGCAAACUGGAUAUUGCACCUGAUGCCUUUGUUCAUUUGAAGAACCUUAGUCAUCUUUUUCUGGGUGGAAACAGUUUGUUAUCUAUCCCACGUCUGCCUGGUGGUCUGAAAGUCCUCGGUCUUGAAUCAAGUAAUAUAUACAGAAUUAACACACCCUUGGGGACCCCGCAACUCAAGAUGCUGCUCUUGUUCAAAAACUGUUACUAUCGUAACCCCUGCAACCAAACAUUCUAUAUUAAUGAAUCUGUAUGGCAAGAACUGCGGGAGCUCACAAAUCUCACUCUGGGAUUUAACAAUAUCACCGCGGUUCCCAAGGGCCUUCCUCAGAACUUGACCAGCCUAGAUCUAAGAGAAAACAAGAUCAGUCAUAUUGAUGAGAUUGCAUUUGCCAAUCUGACAAGACUCACGUACUUGAAUCUGGAAUGGAAUUGCCAGCGUUGUGAUCAUGCGGCACAACCAUGCUUUCCCUGCUCAAACAACUCUGCCAUAAAUUUACAUCCCAAGGCAUUCCAAAACUUGAGCAAGAUUACCCACCUGAUCCUUAGAGGAAAUUCACUAAAGGACUUGCCUGAAGGGCUGUUCCAAGGACUACAAAGACUUACCUAUCUGGACCUUUCUGACAAUCUGCUGGCCUACAGCAUCAGAAAUGACUCUUUCUUCAGAGACCUGAAAAAAGUCAAGUUACUCAACUUGAUUUACAACUAUGAACCUCUGAAAACUUUCGAUGGCCUCAUAUUGUCGCCGUAUUUCAGUGAAAUGACUUCCCUGGAAGAAUUACUCAUCAGUGGGUAUUUUUUCCAUAAAUUGACUACACAGAGUUUAAGUCCUUUAAGGAACCUCCCAAAACUUCAAAAUUUGGAUUUACGUAUGAACUUUAUAAAUGAAUGCCAGCUUAGUAUAUUCAGUAACAUAACCUCUUUGAAAAAAGUUGUUCUCUCACAGAACAUACUGGAAUUUCCAUAUUGUUCACCUAACACCAAUCAAUUUACUUUCCAAAACCAAAAUCGAUUAACUGACAAAGUAAUCAUUACUCCAGAGGCAUUAAACUCUGAAGGCCAAUAUCUGGAAUCAAAUGAAAAAUAUUAUCAAAGCAUGCUGGAUUUUCAAAAACAGUACUGCCGUGGAAAACUGUUUUUUGACUUGUCACAAAACAACAUUUUGACUCUCCAGGAAAACAUUUUUCAAGGAAUGGACACAGUAGUAUGUUUAGAUUUGUCACUUAAUUAUUUGAGCCAGUCACUGAAUGGGAAGCAAUUUCAACACCUGAGCAACUUAGAAUACCUUAACAUGGCUCACAAUAGGAUUGAUAUGUAUUACGAUGGUGCUUUUAAGGAACUAAGAAAAACACUUAAAGUGCUUGAUUUGUCUAGUAAUGAAUUUCACUUUCGCAUGAAGGGCAUGGGCCAUCGCUUUGAAUUUAUUGAAAACCUGACAUCACUGAAGGUUCUGAGCCUGUCACAGAACAGCAUUGGAAUUCGCAUUUCUGUGGCACUCCAGAGCUCCUCCCUCAGGUAUCUUUUCUUUUCGGGCAAUCAUUUGGAUAUAAUGUGGGACAUGGCGGGUGACCAGUAUCUUCGUUUCUUUCAGAACCUUACAAAUCUUGCAUACUUAGACAUUUCCAGAAAUCACCUGAAAUCUUUUAAACCAGAAGCCUUUUGUAACCUUCCAAAAACACUGGAAGUUCUAAAGGUUAACAAUAACAAACUAAUAUACUUUCCUUGGCACAAUCUUACAGUUUUAAACCAACUUCGUUGCCUAAACAUCAGUGGCAACUUCCUAAGCGAGCUACCUAAUCAACCCAUUAAAUUUGGGCAUAAUUUAACUGUUUUAGACCUAAGCUACAACCAGAUUCGAUGGCUCCCAGAGAGUUUUUUCCACGAGGCCAGCUCUCUUAUGUGCCUUCUGUUGAAUCAUAAUAAGCUUAAAUUUCUUAAUGCCCAGUGCUUCCCGUCUCCGUUGACUGUAUCUCUUCAUAAAUUGACCCUUCAUGACAAUCCAUUUAUGUGCAGCUGUGAUACUUCAUGGUUGAUGGAUUUCUUAGUAAGCAGUACCAUUCAAAUACCUUACCUGACCACUGGCAUUAGGUGUGGUUUUCCAGAGUCUCAGAAUGAAAAGCUUGUGCUGUCAAUGGACUCCCGCUCAUGUCAGGAGAUCUAUGGAAGUGUAGGAUUUAUCAUUACCUCCUUCUUGACCAUUAUUUUUACUUUGGUUCCUCUGCUCAAGAAGCUUUAUGGUUGGGACCUUUGGUAUGGUAUACAGAUAUUUUGGGCUCAACAUAAAGGGUACUCUCAGUUACUGGGAAAACAAGGUCAGCAUGAUGCCUUUAUUGUUUUUGAUACUCUUAAUGCUGCUGUUACAGACUGGGUCUACAAUGAGUUAAUAGUUAAUCUGGAGAACCAAGGAAGGCAGAGAUUUAGUCUCUGUCUGGAGGAAAGAGAUUGGGUCCCAGGAAUUUCAUGUAUAGAAAAUCUCCAUAAUGCUGUUUAUAGCAGUAAAAAGACCGUGUUUGUGCUGACUAGUACAGGCUCAGUCAGUGGCAUAGCAAGGCAAGCCUUCAUUAUGGUCCAGCAACGUCUUCUGGAUGAAAAGAUUGAUACAAUUGUACUGGUUCUUCUGGAUGAGGUCUUUCCAAAGUCAAAAUAUCUUCAAAUGAGAAAAAUGCUCUGCAGAAAGUCAGUCCUCUCUUGGCCAAGAAACCCCCGUGCUCAUCAGCAUUUCUGGAACAAUAUGAGAGCAACAUUGGCUUCUGAUAACUGUCGUUCCUACAAUUGUCAUAUAAGUGAGAGUCUGUUGUCCAAUGGUUUGAUAUAGUAGUCAUAUGUGAAAAUUUGUUCACAUUCAUGAUAGGAAUAGUGUUCAAAUAACAUAUUUAUGUAGAAUGUUUUAGUAAAAAAUGCUAUUUGAUGGUGAUUCAGUGGGUAACACUUUUGUUUCUAGCAGGGUUGGGGCCAUUCCGGAAUGCAUUGAUCAAUUCCAGCCCAAAUCAGGAAAUGGAACUGGAGUUGGUACUUAAAUCUCCCUGAAAUUCAAAUUCAACUCCAAUUCUGUUCCCCGUAGUUUUUUUUUCCAAUCACAGCUCCAGUUCCAUUUCCUGAUUUGGACUGGAAUUGAUCAAUGCAUUCCGGAAUGGCCCCAACCCUGGUUUCUAGGGUUGUGUAUUUGUGUCCCUCUUCUGUAUGUUUGGAAUUUGCAGGUCCUCCUUGUGUUGUGUGUAUUUCUUCCCAAAAGCAAUUGACAGAUGCAACUGAAUGAUUUGGUGUCUCUAUGUUUUUAAUAGUGUGUGAUUCUGUGUGCCCUGUGAUGGAUAAAAGGUUGAAGGAACAAGUGGAAAAAAUUGUAUUGGAAUGCUCAGAAUGUUACAUUUGUAUUUAUGCUGUUGUCCAGGUUUUAUUAGCCUCACUGAAUGUCUUUAUAUUGUGGGAGGGAGCUGGAGAACCCAGAAGUAACACACACAUUCAGCCAGGAGAACAAACUCCACCCACAUAAAUUCAGAGAAAGGGAUUCAAAAGAGGGUUUGUGGCAACUUUGUCACCCACACAGAAAUCAUACCACUAAAGUGUUUCAACUUCAUUAACUGUAUAUUAUUUGUGAUCAUAACUAACAUGAACAUAAUGUGUAAGACAUACAAUUUUAUUUUAUGCUGGCAUGGAUUCUGGAAUUAUGACUGAUAAAAAAAAUGAUUACGCCUGCUUAGCUGUGGUGCAACUGUUUCCUCUCUCUGUACAUCCCACCAAAGAGGCUCAGUGCUCUGCCUAUUAGAAAACUGGACAUUUACAGGCGUUGACAUAGAAAAUGUAAACUAAAAAUGUGAAUUUUGCAUUCAUUUUUCGUAUGCUUUAUCCAGUCUUAUGCUAAGUAUUGCAGUUGUAAUUGAUCAAAAAAUAUACAGUCGCCCCUCCAGAUCACCGAAUUUGACAUUCAAGGUUUCGGUUAUAAGUGAUUUGGCCCUGAAUAUUUAAAUGGGAAUAUUUUCAAGCUUGCUGAAUAAUCCCAAAAACACGCAGAUGGCCCGUAAGCCAAAAACACUACUGAAAAUGAUUUGAAUUACAUAAAAUUAUAGAAUAUAUAAAUAUUAGUAUAUAAUAAUUGUGGAGAGUGCUGUAUUUUUAAUAUUAAAAGUCUUGGCUUUGAUACCCUGUGCAUCUUUGUCUCAGCAAUAGCGAUGGGAAGUUCGUUUCAAGUUACAGAACUGAUUCUACCAGACUAUUAGUUUAACUGAAUCAAUUCAAAGAAUCAGUUGGGGGGGGGAUAUAUACAGUUGAGUGCAAAAGUUUGUAUUCCCUCAGUUUGAAAUGCCAAAAUUAAACCUAAGAAAUGUAUUUUCAUCAACAAAAUAUUUUUAAUGCACAAGUUUUUACAAAGGCUCCUUCAACAACAAAAGUAACAAAAAUGGCCAAAAAGUAAAAAUUAAAAAGAAAGUGAUAGUGAAAUAAUGAAAAUAAUAAGUCCCCUGUUCUCUAAUACUUUAUACGUACUCCCUUUGCUUUUAUAACCUCUUCCAACCUCUUUGUGUAACCUCUGAGAAACUUCUGUAUCCUCUCAGGUUUUAUUUUAGACCAUUCUUCCUGGCAUAUUUGUUCCAAGUGUCCCAGAUUCCUUGGUUGUCUAUUAUGCACGGCCUUCUUCAAAUCUAUCCACAGGUUUUCUAUUAUAUAUGAAUCUGGAGACUGGGAUGGCCAUGGAAAAACUUUCACCUUAUUCUUCUUAAACCAUUCCUGAGUUGACUUUGCUUUGUGCUAUGGAUCUUUGUCUUCUUGUAGGAUCCACUCACAACUAUGACAUGCAGGUCUAAUUGAACACACCUGGUGCAACUCAUCACCACUAAACGCUGACAGUGCUUUUAAAGAUACCCAAUUUUAUAUAUUUCAUUUACAGGUUUUAUUACAGGGGAUAUAAACUUUUGAGCUUUCCAUUAAAGAUGAAUUUGGACUAAACAAUUAAAGGUUUUCAGAGAAAAAACAUAUAAAAAUUACUAUGGAAGAAUAUUUUGAAAACAAACUCUAAAUUAAAGGUAGAUUUUUUUUUUAUUAUUCAACCUGGGUCUAAGAGUGAUGCAAACUUUUGCACUCAACUGUGUUGCUGCACUUCCUCCAGUUACCUUUAUUAAUAAGUUUUUAAUAAAAUAUUUUUCAUUAA